AUGUUAGGAUCAAUAACAUUAUUAUUUUUCUGCAUCUUCUUUUUUGCUAAAGGCAUUGUAGAUCUUGUUUUUCCAUUAGAUAAUUAUUAAUUCUAAUUUUUGGAUUGGAUAGAUUGUGAAACAAAAGAGUAAAUUAAAUUAGUAGAUGUAGAUGGAAAAUAAUAAUUAAGACUCCAAAAAGGUAAAGGAAUUUGUUUAGACUUAAAUAACCAAUUACCUUUAGAUGAAGACUAAACUUAUAAUUAUAACUUCAUAUUUGAUAGGUACCUUAAUUAAGAUGAAGUAUACAUCUUCAUAAAUUACAAAAUGUAUAAUUUAAGCAAUAAAAUAACUGCCUAACCUUUUGUUUAAAUUUAACAUUAUCAUUUUUUAACUUGUUAGAAUUAAAUUGAAAUUUGGUUGAAUUCAAAUGUUUCAAUCAAUUUAUUUUUUAUGUAUAUAGCAAAAGUUUACACUAAUACUUAGGAUUAAGUACUUAUAACAGGAUAAAUUCCUUAAGUAAAUAAUUAAAAUAAAUUUUAUUAUGAUUUUCGCUUCAGUUUAGAAUAAGAGAUUAAAAAUGGCACUUUGCAUUAUUAAGCAAUAGUUCCAAAAUUUUAAUAUUAAUAGUCUUAGUUUUAUUGGUUUUAAUUAUAUUUAAAUAAUUCUCUUUUACCUUUAUAAAUAUCAUAAUUAGAAUCUAAUAAUAGUUUAAUUAAUGGAAGCUAAAAAAUCUUUGUUGAUCAUCAUCAAAAAUUACAUAAUUUAGAUUUUAUGAUUAAGACUAAAUAUUAAAUAAGAUAAAUGUUUCUUAUUUCAGAAUAUUAUUAAAGUCUAGAUUUAGAAGCAAUUACUUAAAUUGAUGAUAAUUUUUCAUAAUUGACAGAAGAAGAUAUAAUAUAUAAAAAAGAAUUUAAGUCUAUAGAUUAAGUUAGAAUGUUAGUUGAAAUUUAAUAGAUAAUUAAAAAUAAUAUUGCUUCAAUAUAAGUUUUACCAAAAUAAUAUUAUAAAGAUAUCUCUAAUUUCUAAAUAAGUUUUGCAAAAAUUAAAAUACAAAAUGAAAAAUAACAAACUUUUUUAGAAUGCUAUUUUAUAGAAGAUGAUUAAAAUAAGUCUUGUUUGGGUUAUAAUAGUACAUUAUUUUAAUUUGAAGUAAAAUGGAUAUUUGAAAAUAAUAUUUAAUAUUCAUAUGAAUUAAGUGGAACUUUAAAGAAAAACAUUUAAACUGAUCCAUUUAUUUUUUUUCAGACAGACACUUAAUAUUUCCCAAUUAUUAAUAUUGACUUAGAAAAUAAUAAAGAAUUUUGGAUUGGAUACUUUCUAUUGUUACAUUUAGUUUUACCUAUAUUUAUCUAUUUGUUUUGUGUCUUUUGUAUAUUAUCAUUAAAAGCAUAUCAUCCAUAUAUGCUGUACAUAAUUGAAACAGAUGAUCUUUGCUUUUAAUUUGAAAGAUAAUAAUAAUAAUCUAUGCGAUUUCAAUCUACUUUAUAAUAAUAAUAAAGUGAAGAAGUUGGAAUACUAAAUUAAUCAAAUUUUGAUGCAAUAUGA
Messenger RNA from Paramecium pentaurelia, 1527 nucleotides. The record is from the annotation of a GenBank genome assembly. NCBI's taxonomy places the organism in Eukaryota, Ciliophora, Oligohymenophorea, Peniculida, Parameciidae.